GAUUAGUUGCACUAGUCAAACUGCAAGGAAGCCACCAGUAUUCUCGGUCGGACUGGGGUGGUUUGGGUGCACGACUGUAGUCUCUCCAGGAUGUGAAUCUUUGUUUCCUCAGGCCCUCAUGAUGUUGGCGCAGUGCGCCUGGAAGUGUGCAAGCUCCCUGCUGCUCGUGGCACUGCUCUGCUGCAUCCUUUCUCCUCCAGCACAAGCCAGCAGGAGCUCAGAGGACAUCCGCUGCAAGUGCAUCUGUCCCCCGUACCGGAACAUCAGCGGGCACAUCUACAACAAGAAUGUGUCGCAGAAGGACUGCAACUGCCUGCACGUGGUGGAGCCAAUGCCGGUGCCAGGGAAUGACGUGGAGGCCUAUUGCCUGCUGUGCGAGUGCAAGUACGAAGAGCGCAGCACAACCACCAUCAAGGUGAUCAUCAUCAUCUACUUAUCUGUGGUGGGGGCACUGCUGCUUUACAUGGCUUUUCUUGUGCUCGUGGACCCUCUGAUCAGGAAGCCAGACGCCUAUACCCAACCCCUGCACAAUGAGGAGGAGAACGAGGAUGCUCGCUCGUUGGCCACAGUCCCCACGCCGUCUGGUGCCAGAGCCAACACGGUGCUGGAGAGGGUGGAGGGAGCCCAGCAGCGCUGGAAGCGCCAGGUGCAGGAGCAGAGAAAAACCGUUUUCGACCGCCACAAGAUGCUGAGCUAGACGAGCAACUACGUAGCCCCACUUCCCAAGGGACAGAGUAGCUCAGUUGCUAGAGGUGGGCACUAGCGCAUCCUUCAGGACAUCCGUGGUGUUUGACUGAAAGCUCAAACCCUCUCAGAUACUACAGCCAGAGGGGCAGGCCAAAGCACUUCUGGUUUUGUCCCCCUGUCUUCUACAUCUCUGCCCAGAGGCUCCUUAACUCUUGCUCACUGGUACCUGCACUGCCUGUUGGCCCCACUCCUGCGUGUAAAUGGUUGUUUGCAGAGCUGCUGCCCCAGCUAAGCAGCCCACGUGUGCAGGGACUGCAGCUCCAGUGCUCUGUGCUCGCCCUGGCGCCUCAGGUGCUACCUACUGGGACUGAAGCCUCCAUCGUCCCCUCCCCACUUCCCCCUUUAGAGGAGGAGUCUUGCUAUGAAGCGCUCUACAUUGGCCAAGUCCACUGCUGGCUUCAGUGGGAUAAAAUUGAUUUUACUCUGUGCUCUGUCUCUCAGCUACCCUCCACUACGGUGCUGUCACAUGACAGUCUGCUGAAAUCUGUAACCCUCUGGUAGCGGGUGGCACUUCUGUGAUCUCAGAGAAAGCAUUUGGAGAGCAGCACUUGUACAGCCUGUUUAGGGAGCAAAAAAAAAAUAGGUAUGAGGGAACAAAGUUACCAUUUGCCCACCUCCAACACUAAGAGGUSGAUGUGCUUUGGGUCAGAGCCAUUCUUACUGUGUAGUUCUAGGACCCCCAACACCUGACCACAAACUACAAGACCUUCUAGUGUAAGAGCGUGACGCUGCUCCCUGCAAGGCAGUCAUUGCCUCCAUUCACACUUGCCACAGAUGCCUUCUCUAAAAGAUGCUACUYGGGGAUGAGGAGGCCUCCUUCUGUAGCGGGCAGUGAUGUGAAUUCAGCACUUGUCUGCUGAGCAGAAAUCCAGGGGGGUUCUGCUGUCUUCAGCGGAGCUUCUCCAGAUUUAUACCAGUAUAACUGAGAUAGCAGCUGGUUCUGUGCAUGGUGGAUGUCACAAAACUAUUAAUACAUUCACAGGGAAGAGACCAACAGGCAAACAAAGCGAUUUACAUUUUAGAUUUCUGUUUCUCCUGGCUUGUCAGUGGCUAAAUAACACAUGGGGGGAAAGCAUUUCCUUUGUCCCCACUGUAAUGCCCCUUGACGCUGUCACAGUGUGUCAAAGAGAACUGGGACAGUGGCUUUACUGGGGUAUCGGAUACACUUCCUAACUGGGUCUCAGGACCCCGGAGAGGCAACACUUGUGCUUUUAAAAA
This is a messenger RNA of Nothoprocta perdicaria, 1965 nucleotides long. It is a transcript of the gene TMEM9, whose product is annotated as transmembrane protein 9. The record is from RefSeq and is a predicted model, not a curated record. The transcript has 5 exons. Gene Ontology annotation, cellular component: lysosomal membrane. NCBI's taxonomy places the organism in Eukaryota, Metazoa, Chordata, Aves, Tinamiformes, Tinamidae. The coding region runs from base 119 to 697 and encodes 192 amino acids.